AUGGCUAAGACCCUCCAACUUCCCAUUAUCGACCUCGCUUCCUCCGACUGCACCUCCACCUCUUCCUCAAUUCGUCAGGCUUGCGUGAACUAUGGUUUCUUUUACCUUAUUAAUCAUGGAGUGGAGGGAGACUUGUUACGUGAAGUGCUUGAAGGGAACAAAUUUUUUUUCGAACUCCCCCUUGAAGAGAAGAUGAAACUGGCUCGCAAAGAAAAUAGAGGUUACACACCACUAUAUGCUGAAAACCUUGACCCAUCUUCCAGUGCCAAAGGUGACUCAAAAGAAAGCUUCUACAUUGGACCUCUUGAAGACAGUACACGUGGAUACUUGAAUCAAUGGCCACCAGAUGAGAUUCUGCCAUGUUGGAGAUCUACCAUGGAGAAGUACUACAAAAAAGUCCUGGAAGCUGGAAAAAGACUCAUCUCGUUAGUUGCAUUGGCACUGAACUUAGAGGAAAACUUCUUCUAUGACAUUGGGGCAUUAGAUCAACCAAAUAGUUUUCUUCGCUUGCUACACUAUCCAGGUGAUUUGGGACUUGUUGAUGAAGAAAUGUACGGUGCUUCUGCUCAUUCAGAUUAUGGAAUGAUAACUCUUCUGGCAACAGAUGGUGUAGGUGGACUUCAGGUUUGCAGGGAAAAAGCUAAAGAGCCACGGGUCUGGGAAGAUGUACAUUAUGUCCCUGGGGCCUUCAUUGUUAACAUUGGUGACAUGAUGGAGAGGUGGACAAAUGGUUUGUUUCGGUCAACGUUGCACAGAGUAAUGCCAACAGGACAAACGCGGUACUCGAUGGCUUUCUUUUUGGAUCCCAAUCCAGAUUGUGUUGUGGAAUGCCUUGAGACUUGCUGCAGUGAAUCAUAUCCUCCAAGAUUUCCGCCAAUCCGCAGCGGAGACUAUCUGGAAGAGCGCUUCAAACUUACAUAUGGCUCGUGA
Molecule: messenger RNA, 930 nt
Organism: Fraxinus pennsylvanica
Lineage: Eukaryota; Viridiplantae; Streptophyta; Magnoliopsida; Lamiales; Oleaceae
Source: the annotation of a GenBank genome assembly